CGGCUGUCAUCGGACAUAAAGCUCCAUAGAUGUCAUCCGGCAGAGUGUGUAGUGCAUGUUUUGCACUCUGCUAACUAUUUUUAUUAGAAAAUAGCGAAAAAAGUUUCAUGUGCGCUAAAUAAAAACUUUGUCUAGCCGCAGUGUUGAAGUUUUGAGUUUUGCAAGUUUCAGAAAAGUGUGUUAAGUAUCCGCUUUUUUCGCUAAUAAUUGUACAUGGAUCAGGUGUAUUAACUCGGCAAAGAUUGUUCAAUUUAAUCAUGUGACCACAGGACCCACACAUUUCUCGUAUCAUCAACAAAAGAAAUCCAAUCGAUAGGGAUUCUGCUUCCGAAGUUGGAAUGUAACAAUUGCCAACGGUCGGCUGCUCUCGGAUGACAAGUUAUGCCGAUGAUGAAAAUGACGGAGGCAACGAGUGCAAGGGUAGCUGUUCAACACAAAUCGCCAAGUGAAAUUACGAUCACGCCGGAACGCAAUCAAUUAUUACUGAAGACCGCAUCGAAGCGGAGUAAAAGCAAAACGUAGGCUCGCAGAGACAAGGUUGUUCCGAACUAUUGCGAUAGAGUAAAUCAAUUUUAUCACCGGACGCAUUUAGACCAUUUAGACACAUAAUAAGCAUUAAUUUGAUUGAUCUCGGCGAAACAACAACAUCAACCUCCAGGGAAUUGAACUCACGUGUGUUCUGGAGCAAACAGUGAAAUGUUAAAUAAGGCACAAAAACUGUUACUUGGGAUAGUCUUGCUAGUGCUUGUCGAUGUUAUUUGGGUAUCCUCGAGUGAACUGACCAAGUUUCUAUAUGAUGACGAAAAGUACGACAAGCCGUUCUUCUGCACCUACUUUAAGUCAUCUAUGUUUACAAUCUAUCUGGUAUUUCUGGGACUCAUUGCACCAUGGAAGGAAAGUUGCAAUCGAAAUGGAAACUAUGCGCUCAUGGAAGCGGCAGAGGAAGACGAUGCUUUCUACGGAAAUGGAGCUUCUAGUUUGAGUGAUUCCUCCUUCGUCCCAAUCAAAGCGGAUGCCCAGGUUUCUGGCACCGAGAGUGAUGAUUCUAGUAUACGAAGUGUACGGUUUAGCAAGGUAGCCGAAGUUCGUGAAAUGUCACCUCAUGAGGCAACUGAAGCGCUCAUGUCGCGACUUUCGUAUGCCGCCAGUUUGAGAGUGCGUCGCCAAAAAUCACAUCACAAGACUGCUCGCACGGCACUGAUGUUUUCGAUUCUGUGGUUCAUCGCCAACUACAUGUUUCAACUGGCAUUGGAGCCAAGCGAAACCGCCAUGGUAACUUUGCUGAGUUCAACCUCAAGCCUCUUCACGUUGGUUUUGGCAGCCAUGUUCCCUUCGUCGUGUGGAGAUAAACUUACAGUAUCGAAAAUAUUUGCAGUUCUUCUGACCAUCUCCGGGGCUGUCAUGGUCUCUCUAUCGGAAAUAUCGGAACCGAAGAUGACUCGAGGCAUUGUACUGGCCAUAACGAGCGCCUUCUUUUAUGCCUCCUAUUUGGUGCUAGUCAAGCGAAAAAGUGAUACCGAGGAAAAAAUUAACAUUCCGCUAUUCUUUGGAUUUGUGGGAAUGUGGAAUCUGCUGCUGCUGUGGCCUCUACUGUUCGUACUUAACUUUUCGCAGUUGGAAGUGUUCGAGCUACCAUCGCGAAAACAGUUUCUGGUGCUCUUCCUGAACGGUAUGAUUGGGACAGUUCUGUCCGAGGCCCUCUGGCUGUGGGGCUGCUUUUUAACGUCGUCCUUGAUUGGAACUGUAGCCAUCUCGUUACAAAUUCCAGUAGCGAUGCUGUUCGAUAUGCUGCUUCACGGCAAGAGCUACCCAUUGCUGUUCUAUCUCGGCUCGUUGCCGAUGUUCCUUUCGCUGGUGCUCGUAGCCUUUCUGAUGAAGUUCGAUGACUGUGAUCCUUUGCUAAAGUUCUGCAAACUGGUCUAUAGGCGGCUGCGGAACUGUCGAAAGACGAACGUUGUCCGAAUACCGGACCUGGAGGAACAACACGAGUCCCUAAUAGAUGACAGUCAUGAGAAUUAGGUGAUUCUUUGGAAGGAGAUUGCAGAUUCGGGCAUAAAUGAACUUGAUUUUAGUGAGAAGAAAGUGUUUUAGCUUUUGUUUUAUGAUCAGACAAAUGUUUCCUACCACAUUGGGCAGGUUUGCAAUAGGAAUUGUGCGUUAUAGUUGAAGUUGUUUACUAUUAUCAUUUGAUUUUUUAAUGGUGGGUGGAAG
Molecule: messenger RNA, 2211 nt
Organism: Ochlerotatus camptorhynchus
Lineage: Eukaryota; Metazoa; Arthropoda; Insecta; Diptera; Culicidae
Product: solute carrier family 35 member F5-like
Exons: 9
Coding region: 697-2019 (440 amino acids)
Cellular component (GO): membrane
Source: RefSeq, a predicted model, not a curated record